CCUUGACAGCGUGAGAAACUGGCAGACAUGGUGCCUCUGGCCAGGUCAGUCUCACUUCAGAGUGACCCUUACUAGAGGGGUUCUUCUCUUUUGGCAGGUAAGACGGCUCACCUGAACAGUUUUCAGUCCUACUGAUGUUGAGUGUGUGGUCCCUGGGGGACACCAGUGGUUAGGCACAGGACUGUUCAUCUGAAGGUGGGCAGUUUGGAUCCACUCGGGGGCGCCUCAGAAGACAGGCCUGGUGAUCUGUUUCUGCAAGGUCACAGCCUUGACCACCCCGUGGGGCACUUCCGCACGCGCUGGACACUUGGGUGGCCAUGAGUCGGAGGUGGCUCCGCAAUUGAAGACAGCAGCAGUUGAACGCUUACUCAGUGUCAGGUAGGACACUUGGUCGGGGGACGACGCAGCCCUGAGGACAUCCCUUAACCCCGGGGCCAGUGACACCGCUGCGGGAAACCAGUGAGACGCCCACCAUGGUGGACACCCAGGACCUGGUGCAGCUGCGGAGGCUCAAUCUGGAGCUCCUGGGGCGGCUGUGGGCCAGGCAGGACGCUGUGCGGCAAUCUGUGGCUGAGGCAGCCUCUGAGUCAAGCCUGGACUCCAGCAGCAGCCAGGACACAGAGAUGCUGCCAUCUCAGAGGAUGACCUCAACGACCUCAAGACCUUCCUCCUCGCCAGGCCACCCCACAGAUGGUCCCUGUGAUCUGGCUUGGCCUGGCAGGACCAGCUCUCUGGCAGUCUCUUUCCCACCCCCUGUGUGCCAUCGCCCGAAGCCCCUGGACCGAGUGAGGCCUCAUUCAGCGCCCUGCCUGGUCACCUCGGGCGUGAGUGACCUAGGACCGGGCGGCCCAGGGUCUCAGGACACCUCGCUGUGCCGCCCGACACCUCCACAAAAGUCAUCCAAGCCCAGAGUGACCUUCAGCAAGGAGCCCGAAGUUCCUGAGUGGAGCUGGCGCCUCAGGCCGUACCUGGGCUACGACUGGAUUGCAGGGACUCUGGACAGUGCUUCUCUUGUCACCGAUAAGUCGGAUACCUUCUUCUCUAAGCUGCAGGAGUUCCGGGAAGCCAACAAGGAGGAGUGCAUCUCCAGUGAACCGGAACCCCAGCUCCUCAGCCUCCGGGACAGCAGCCACAUGGUCGAGGAUCAUGAAUGUGUCUACAGUUAUCGCAUCAACCGGCGCCUGUUUUUGGUCCCUGCGGAUCCCGGCACCCCCUGCCGCCUCUGCAGGACACCACGGAACCAGCGGGACCUGGAGACCUUGGCGGACCCAGCUCGGGUCAGAGUGAGCCUCCCGCUCUCCGUCCUGGAGCCCCCCCACAGCUACCACAUCCACCGGCGCAAGAGCUUCGAUGCCUCGGACACGCUGGCCCUGCCCCGGCACUGCCUGCUGGGCUGGGACAUCAUCCCUCCCAGGCCCGAGAAAAGCUCGUUGCCUAGGAACCUAGACCUCUGGUCCUGCGUCUCCUCUGAGGCCCAGCACCGGAAGCCGUCUGCCAGCAGCCCUGCCCAUCUGGCCCUGCCAACUCGGGCUCCGCCACCCGCCCCAACCUGGUUAGAGCCCCAGGGCACCGGGCCCCACACCCCUCGGCAGAAGCCCUGAGGACCGACCAACCGACCGACAUCCCCGUCUCUCCCCUCGGGCCUGAGAAGCCCAUGAGUGGAAGCCCUGCCCAGUCUUGGCUGGAGAUGGACUUGGACGCCUUUGCUGAACAGGGUGGGCAGACGCAGGCCUGGCUGCUCCUGGGGGCACACCGGAGCGGGCUCUGCGGGUAUCUGAGGAGUUCUGUUACCUGUUUGUAAAUAAAGCUUAGGCUCUUGGUA
Molecule: messenger RNA, 1822 nt
Organism: Echinops telfairi (small Madagascar hedgehog)
Lineage: Eukaryota; Metazoa; Chordata; Mammalia; Afrosoricida; Tenrecidae
Gene: MIIP
Product: migration and invasion inhibitory protein
Exons: 10
Coding region: 474-1601 (375 amino acids)
Biological process (GO): negative regulation of cell migration; negative regulation of G2/M transition of mitotic cell cycle
Source: RefSeq, a predicted model, not a curated record